Molecule: messenger RNA, 551 nt
Organism: Benincasa hispida (wax gourd)
Lineage: Eukaryota; Viridiplantae; Streptophyta; Magnoliopsida; Cucurbitales; Cucurbitaceae
Gene: CLV3
Product: CLAVATA3
Molecular function (GO): receptor serine/threonine kinase binding
Source: RefSeq, a predicted model, not a curated record
UCUACUUUUCUUCUUAUAAUUCCUCAUUAUCCACAACAUGGCACUACCUUCUUCCUCUAAAUUCAUAUCUUCCUUUGCCUUUUUUUCCCUUCUCCUUCUCAUAUUCUUCCUCUUUUCUUCUGAUUAUUAUUGCUGCUGGAGAGUUGCCCGUUGCCGUUGCCGUUGUGUUUCCGGUAAGCCGCCCGUCUCUCGAGCGCUUCAAAUCAGCCGGAAGAUGCUUCAAGAGAUGAAGAAGGAGAUGGAGGAGGGAGUUGACGGCGACAAGAGAUGGUGGCCGGCGGGGGAGUGGGAGCAGUUGCGCAGGGUGCCGUCGGGACCUGACCCAUUACACCAUAAUGGUGGAAGCCCAAAAAAGCCUAGAACUCCUUGAACAUUGAAACGAUGUCGUUUUUUCCAAUUUCAGCCAUUAAUAUCUUUGCUCUAAAUCUCCUCCAUGAGAAGAAGAAGAAGAUAAAAGAACUUCACAUUUUGAAAGUAUGGUUUUUUUUUUUUGGCUAAUCCCAACAACAAAACUAAAACCUUCAGAUCUUCUCUGUUGGGUCUACCAAUGG